Microbotryum saponariae is the source of this 1750-nucleotide messenger RNA. The record is from the annotation of a GenBank genome assembly. Lineage: Eukaryota; Fungi; Basidiomycota; Microbotryomycetes; Microbotryales; Microbotryaceae.
AUGGCAAGCGUGAGUCGUGUGGUCGUGGUCUGACUGCAGCUAGCGCGCAACUCUGACAUGCCCACGCCGCCGCAUCAGUACGGCAAGAAACGGGGACGGGCCUCGCGCGUCGCACCCGACUCGGAACGCGAAGAGGACGGCGACGAACCCCAACCAGACAAAGACGACCAGAACGAGCACGAAGAGGAACCUCGACCUUCCAAGGGGAAAGGGAAGGACAAGACCAAGGCGGUUGCAACGGAGAAGGGCAAAGGAUCGGGCAAGGGCAAGGCGCGUCAAGCUUCCGACGACGAAGAGGAAGACGAAGAGGUUUUUGAUGACGAGGGGGCGGAUGAAGACGAUGAUGAAACUACGGGUCGGAAAAAGAAGGGAAAGGGGGCGCUCUCAACUCAGGUAAGGGCCGACCUGUAAAGAUCCGUCCGCGAGCACCGAUCCCGCCGAGCUGACCUUGCGCGGAGGGUGGCCUCGCAGGAAAAGGAAGAUCUUGUCAAGGCAAUCACUCGCCAUAUCCUGUUUUCAGAGUACACGCGCAAACUCCACUCCCGCGCCGACAUUGUCAAGACGGGUGAGUGCAUGCGCGACUCGACUUGGCAAUCGAAAACCCUCCUCAUCGCCGAUUCUCCUUUUCCAGUGCUCCCCGAUGGCCAGGGUCGUUACUUUAACGAGCUCAUCCCCAAGGUGCAAAAGAACCUGCGCAAGGUGCUCGGUAUGGAACUCGUCGCCCUUCGACCCAAAGAAAACUCGACCGCCAAGAGUCAGUUCCGGCACCGCCGCUCUCGCUAACCGAUAAUGAGGGCAAUGCUGAUCCCUCGAAUCGCUCCUCACAGACCCUGCCAAAGUCUACGCUCUUCGGUCGACCUUGCCCAUCCAGCUCAUCCGUGCCUCAGCAGCUCGCCCGCUUGCGUCUAUCUCCUCCUCCGUCGACGACGAUCUCGCUGAAUCGUCGGCUCUAGCCCGCGAACUGAUCAACUACGCCGAGGACGACGAUGAUGGGGAUCUGUCGGGUCUGCAUACGAAACAGCGGGCCGAGGCGAAGGGGGGUUACAUCAGGGAUGUCAAGAGGGAGGAGGGUGCAGCCUAUGGGAUCCUAGGUGUCAUCCUGGCGCUCAUCCUAGUCAACGGCAAAGUCCUCGGUGAUGGUCAGUCUCUAUUGCGGAGGAAGCCCGAAUUGUCUCCAAGAUCUGACCCAGUCGAUUCCCGACUGCAAACCACAGAUCAACUCAUCACCUACCUGCGUCGCUUGUCGCUCUACCCAUCGACGAUCAUCCCACUGUCACCGUGCUCGUCCCACCCAGGCCACCUCAACCUAGACCACUUCAUCCAACUGAUGUGCAAGCAAGGCUACCUCGAGCGAUCCGCAUCCGGUGCCGCGCCAGCAGCAGCCGCUGCCGCCGCCGCUCGAACAGGUCACGUUCCUGCUACGCAGCGUACUGUGCGUGGGAAAGGUGCGGACCUGAUUGAGGGUGGGGACGCCGCGAUCGAGUAUCGUUGGGGUGCUCGAGCCGAGGUGGAGAUUGGCGAAGUUGGAGUGGCGCAGUUCAUCCAAACGAUUUUUGAAGCGGGGGGACCGAAGAAGUCUUUGGGUGGGGAUGAUGAUGAGGAAGAGGAGGGGGAGGAGGGCGCGACGGAACGGAGGAAGGAGACGCCAGAGGAGAAGAAAAGAAAGGCCGAGAGGUUGAUGAUUGAGUUGAAGAGGGCCGCGGGGACGGUGUCGUUGCAGGAUGCGGCCGAGGUUGAGGUGACCCUCUAA